CUUUUUUCCAAAUCUUUUUGAACUUGAACAGCAGCUACAGGUACAGAAAACGCAUACCACUGUGUCCGUAGUUUGUUUAAACCUACCACACACAAAUGAGAUUAAAAUGAAUAUGAUAAAUUGCCAUACGUAUAUUUCAAGGCAAAGUUUGGCAAGGUGUGCCAAUGUCUUCAUUUAUGUGUCGGAAUAUGCCACUAAGAACGUAAAAUCAUUAUUAUCUAAUGUACGAAAACAUGGUCAACUAAUUAACCCAAGACAAAUUCUAUGAACACCACACAUACAUACAACUACAUAGCUACGGCAGGGAGAGAAUGAUGUACAAGUCAUAUUGUACUAUGAAAACACUUGCACUUAUAGUUAAGCGUAAUCAUCGGAAACUUUUCAAGUACGAAAUGGAAGACAAAUAAAGAGAAUGACGUCUGCAAACCUCUACACGUAGAUAGAUAACAAAUUUGAAGCUCCCACGCUGCCGUCCGCGUGCCACAAAUAAAUACAGUACACAAGAGAUCUUCAAACAAGUAAUGUACUCACGUAGCCACGCAUUUGCUCCCCAAGGAUCCCCACAACACUCUAUUUUGUAGACGUGGAGUCUAGGCUUGGAUGUCUUUUCGUGUGAGGGUAAUUUCAACGCUGAAGAACAUACUUCAAUCAAUACAACUAGACAAACGCGACGCCACGCAAUUCUGAAGCGUUAUUCUCAGGUGGCCUCGACCAAAAAUAUUGCGGCUAGAGACACCAAAAGUACCUUAGGUCCCGGACACUUACUCUGUGUAAUAGGUGCUCCCGCCCGCACAUGUUAUAGGGUGCGUUUUUUCGAGUUUUUUUUUCCUCCAAAAUAUUUGAAUAAUUCGAAAACGGUUUUGUGGCCUGUCGGCCUCUUUCCCCAUGGAUACUCAAUCAUUAGUUGUGACGUUACGAAGCCAGAGUAAAUAUAUUCACCAACCUGAUCAUACUAUGUAAGGAAGCAAAUAUACAUCAUACUCAUAUCACCUCGUCCACUGAUCCUCAUGAGCAUACAAAACUAGCGAUCAGAUUUUGUGUGUCUGCCCUUUUGUCGGAAAUAAUAUUUACUACUCAUCUACAUUCCAGAAUGUGCUGAUGUAGCACCUUUCCUCUUCAUUUUGAAAUAACUUCAGCCAGUGUGUUUGAGUGUUAUAGCUAUUUUAUGUUUCGAUGCCUUUUAUUCCACAAUCACGAAUUCAGAAUGUUCUGAAAAGUCAUCUAAAGCCAUCAAAAGUAAUAACUUUUAUAAUGUAUGGAUAUCAUGGACACUUUCAGUUGAAUCAAGCAUCCUCCAGUACCCGUUUUUUGAGGUACGUUAACACGUUAUGAGAUUUGGAUGGUCCUCAGAACUUGUUGAAAGGGAGAGUAACCAUUGAGCUCUGUUAAGUAGUCUACUUGGCUGUCGGACAAGUUUUCAAGUGCAAGAAGGUUUUUUUUCUGAUGUGAAGAUUUUGAGAAUAAAAGGGACCGAACCAGCGGAGGUUUCUACACCGCAUUCUGAUCAUCAAACCGACGUCAACUCCGCCGAGCCAGAAGAACCCGCCACCAUGAGCCUGCUGCAGAUCCUCCUCAUCGCCUCCUGCUGCUGCCUGUUUGCGUCAGGCAUGAUGCCUAUUACAGGGUUCUGCCAGACUGACGCAGACUGCAUUGACGCCGACGGAGACGACAUCUCCUGCUGCGCGCAGUGGAACGUCAAGAUGCCCAUCCGCGUGUGCAAGAGCCUCCGAAAGGAGGGUCAAAUCUGCAAGGUCAACUCUCCAUCCUUCCCUCUCCUCUUGCGCCCGCGCAACAGCUUCCUGUGCCCCUGCCACGGCGGCUCCGAGUGCCAUCCGCUGGAGGGGAAGUACCGCGUCGGCAAGUGCAAACGAGGAGAAUCGUCAGUCUAGGAACGAUCUCACGUUGCACGGUACAGGCUGCUAGCUACUGAUCAGAUAAUCCUAUCAUUGUAAGGUUAACAUCUGUUUCGACGACAGGUUAGCGGUGAAAUUAAGAGCUAGAAGUUUAUCUAUGUUAUGAUAAACACAUGCAAACGAAUGUAUUGAGUUUUUGGGGUCUUACAUAAGCUUCUAUGUAUGCUGCAAUCAAUGCUCAAGUAAUUGUGUCGGUUAUCAAUGUCCGUGGUUGAUAUAGAUACAGCAGUAAGACGUAUAGAACAAGUCUCUGUAAAAUAAUGUGAAAGUGUAGAAAUGACAAGGUAAUAAUGAAAUUAAAGAAUUAUGCUGCGGAAAGAAUGUACAUAAUCUAAAUUAUAUGCCACAGCUAGGUAUGGUGUUUAAAGGCUAUUUAUAUGUGAAACUGCAACUGAAUGUUUUUAUAUCAAUGCUUUGCAUGACCAUGACAAGACCUUACUGAUAAGAGUGUUCCAGGUUUGUGUACAAUGUGAUUUAACGUUGCCUUUAUUUGAAUUGCAACAACACAAUACAACGUAGAACAUCAGAUACGAGUGAAAUGCUGCUGUCCUUAAUGACACAUCACAAAACAUAUCAAUUAGAAAGAAAGCUCGCAACAAGUAGCUCUCAGAUGUGAUCCUUAUUGCACAUAUGAUUACGUCGUGUUGUUUUGCGUAUUUGUAACCUGUUGCGCAGUAAGCAUUAAAGGGAAGUCAUGUGGAAAUGAUAUCUGCCUCUGUGGUUUGCUUUCUUGACGCACUUUACCAAGUACAGCCACUUUAUGACGUUCCGCCACUUUAUCAAGUACUAGCCGAGCUCGAGCCUCUAGGGAUUUUCUCAGUACUUUGAAUCUCCACUAGUCAGCUAGGGCAAUUAGAGCACUCAACAACCUUGGAUUCAACAACCAUGCUCAUUCUACUCUCUACGAGAUAUUUCAG
Messenger RNA from Branchiostoma floridae (Florida lancelet), 2830 nucleotides. RefSeq lists its product as uncharacterized. The transcript has 2 exons. NCBI's taxonomy places the organism in Eukaryota, Metazoa, Chordata, Leptocardii, Amphioxiformes, Branchiostomatidae. The record is from RefSeq and is a predicted model, not a curated record. The coding region runs from base 1551 to 1889 and encodes 112 amino acids.